CGGCGGGACAACUCGGGCGACUUGUUCUCCUCCCGCAGCCCAGCAGCUGCACGUCUUCCACCGGGACACGGCAGGAAGCAAGACGCCCGGAGGGAGGGAGGGGGACGCCGCCGGACUCAGGACCAGGACCCCCGAGCACAUCCAGUGAGCCAGAGGGCGACGGACCAUGUCCUUCAGCCCCAAGCACUCCACCCCCUUCUCAGUCUCGGACAUCUUGAGCCCCAUGGAGGACAUCAGCUACCGGCGGUUCGGAGGCAUGGACCCCGCCGCGGGGAGCCUCGGGCCGCCGCUGCACGGCGCCUACAGGCAGCCGCAGGUCUCCCAGCCCGGUACGCAGCAUCAGCAUCAACCGCAGCAGCAUCACCAUCACCACCACCAUCACCAUCACCACCUGUCCUCCUCCUCCUCAUCCCCAUCCUCCUCCUCUUCCUCAGCCUCGGCAGCCGCGCUGGGACCCGGCGGGCCCUACCACGUGCCCCACGGGGUGCCGCAGUUCUCCGGGGCCGUCGGCGGCUUCUGCAACGGCGGCAUCGGCAACGUGGGCGAGCUGCCGUCCUACCAGGACACGGUGCGGGGCGGCGGAGCGGCGGCGGCGGCGUGGUACAGCAACCCGGAGCCGAGGUACCCGACAAUCUCCAGAUUCAUGGGCCCGUCCGGCGGAAUGAACAUGUCCGGGAUGGUGGGGGGUCUGUCCGGGAUCGACCACUCGGCCAAGUCGGUGGCGGCGCUGCAUGCGGCGGCGGCGGCGCCGCGCAGGAAGCGACGCGUGCUCUUCUCGCAGGCGCAGGUGUUCGAGCUGGAGCGACGCUUCAAGCAGCAGAAGUACCUGUCGGCGCCGGAGCGGGAGCACCUGGCCGGGCUCAUCCACCUCAGCCCCAACCAGGUCAAGAUCUGGUUCCAGAACCACCGGUACAAACUCAAGCGGCAGGCCAAGGACAAGACCGCGCAGCCGCCGCAGCAGGACGCAGGCGGCGGCCUUGGCGCAGCGACCCGCCGCUCCUCCUCCUCCGUGUCCCCGGUCCUCUCCAAGAACGGUAAGAGCUGCUGCACCGACUCCGACCACAUCAUCACCGGGACCCGACAGCGCAGCUCGGGGGAGGCCGUCACGGAGACCGCCCCCCCGCAGCUGGAGGAGCUGGAGGACUUGUCGCCCAGUCCGCCGAUGGGUCUGCACGGCCACGUCCACAUGACGCAGACGGACGCGGCGCUCAUCGAGUACACCAACAGCAUGAUCGGCUCCAAUCUACUGUACGGGAGGACGUGGUAGGGGGACCCGGGGGCGGGACCGGGACCGGGACCGGGCCGGUGAGGAACAUUUACCGGGUUGGAUUCAUGUUGGAGGAACCGAACUUUGACUUUCUUUCCCCGCGCGUGCGUAAAGUUCUGGUUCUUUUACGCGGACACGGACAAUAAACUGUAGAUCAGAACCUCGUCUGAAUCAUGAUCUGUCAAUUAUUUUCUUAUUUGUUUAGUCUUUUUUAUUUUUUCUGCUGCAUUAUAAGAUCAUAAAAACUGAUCCGAGCAGAUUCCCGGAUGAAGGCACGUGGUCCACUUCCGUUUUUACAGCGUCAAGUAAAUUAUUGCAGGUUUUAUAAAUAAAUAUAUAUGAAGUUGAUGAAAAAAACCCUUCAGGGAUGUUUCUGCAUUUCUGAAUCAGACGGAAGUUGAGAAACAUUUUUUCCAGUCGGCAAAAUGUCUUUGUUGCAGCUGAUUUUGUUCCCAGUCUCUUGAAUAAAUGAUAUUUUCAUUUGGGA
Messenger RNA from Scophthalmus maximus (turbot), 1754 nucleotides. It is a transcript of the gene nkx2.4b, whose product is annotated as NK2 homeobox 4b. The coding region runs from base 167 to 1267 and encodes 366 amino acids. Gene Ontology annotation, cellular component: nucleus. Gene Ontology annotation, biological process: regulation of transcription by RNA polymerase II; cell differentiation. The record is from RefSeq and is a predicted model, not a curated record. NCBI's taxonomy places the organism in Eukaryota, Metazoa, Chordata, Actinopteri, Pleuronectiformes, Scophthalmidae. Gene Ontology annotation, molecular function: DNA-binding transcription factor activity, RNA polymerase II-specific; RNA polymerase II cis-regulatory region sequence-specific DNA binding. The transcript is spliced from 2 exons.